AUGAAGACAAGGCUCAAACCGACAAUAUUAGAGAUGCAGUUAGAAUCCAACACGGAGUCACAAAACCAGGAACACCACCCGCAGCCAGCCGUAACCUCCGCCAAAUCAUUCUGGUCGAUCUUUCCAGGAACUGUCUGCCGUGAAGCAUGGAAUCGAGAUGAAGGCGGGACGAUCGAUGCCAGAUACACAGGAAACAUUGGUGUGCUUUUAUACAACAACUCGACCCUGCUUUAUGUCAUUCGACCUAAUGAACGGAUAAUCCAAACAGUGUUCCUAAAGCGUAGGAAGGAAUUGGGAGAAAAGAAUCGAGGGAAUGCCAACUUGGGAUAUACAGGCUGUGAUGAACUGGAAACGUGGAUCAAGAUUGAAUAA
Molecule: messenger RNA, 372 nt
Organism: Ambispora gerdemannii
Lineage: Eukaryota; Fungi; Glomeromycota; Glomeromycetes; Archaeosporales; Ambisporaceae
Source: the annotation of a GenBank genome assembly